Molecule: messenger RNA, 1353 nt
Organism: Pogoniulus pusillus (Red-fronted tinkerbird)
Lineage: Eukaryota; Metazoa; Chordata; Aves; Piciformes; Lybiidae
Gene: RAD51C
Product: RAD51 paralog C
Exons: 9
Coding region: 34-1131 (365 amino acids)
Biological process (GO): meiotic DNA recombinase assembly; reciprocal meiotic recombination; DNA repair
Cellular component (GO): Rad51B-Rad51C-Rad51D-XRCC2 complex; replication fork; Rad51C-XRCC3 complex
Molecular function (GO): crossover junction DNA endonuclease activity; four-way junction DNA binding; ATP binding
Source: RefSeq, a predicted model, not a curated record
GGCGCGGCCGUGGCUGGGGGGGGUGCGGGCGGCAUGCAGCGGGACGUGGGUAGCCUGCCACUGGCCCCCGCUUUGCGGGUUCGCCUCGUCGCCGCUGGCUUCCAGACGGCGCAGGAGCUGCUGGAGACCGGCCCCUGCGGACUGAGUAAAGAAAUUGGGAUCUCCAAAGAAGAGGCACUGGAAGCAUUGCAGGUUGUGAGGCAGGAAUGUCAUGGGGAUGCAGCAAGGACGACUGGGGGAUCAGGCACCACCAGAAAAUGCACAGCACUGGAACUUCUGGAAGAAGAGCAAGCUCAGGGCUUCGUCGUCACCUUUUGUUCAGCACUAGACAAUAUUCUGGGAGGUGGCAUUCAGCUAAGGAAAAUCACCGAGAUCUGUGGAGCACCUGGCGUGGGGAAAACACAGCUAUGUAUGCAGUUGGCAGUAGAUGUUCAGAUCCCUGAAUGCUUUGGGGGUGUAGCAGGCGAAGCUGUGUUCAUUGACACUGAAGGAAGUUUCAUGGUAGACAGAGUAGCGGAUAUUGCCACUGCCUGUGUGCAGCACUGCCAGCUCAUUGCUGAAGCUCAUGAAGAAGAAGAUCAUCUGAAAGCUAUGGAGACUUUCUCUCUUGAAAGUAUCCUUUCUCACAUAUAUUACUUCCGUUGCCGCGACUACAUAGAGCUUCUAGCACAGGUCUACCUCCUCCCAGACUUUCUUUCAGAGCACUCAAAGGUCCGGCUGGUGGUAGUUGAUGGAAUUGCAUUUCCUUUUCGCCAUGACUUUGAGGACCUCUCCCUUCGAACCAGGCUUUUGAACGGCCUGGCACAGCAGCUGAUCAUCAUUGCCAACGAUCACAAAGCUGCAGUAGUUCUGACAAACCAAAUGACAACAAGGAUUGGACAAAGCCAGUCCACACUGGUACCUGCUUUAGGAGAAAGCUGGGGACAUGCUGCUACUGUCCGUUUAAUCUUUCACUGGGACAACAAUCAGAGGUUGGCAACAUUGUACAAAUCACCAAGUCAGAAGGAGUCAACUGUACCCUAUCACAUCACACCUCAUGGCUUCCGAGAUGUGGAACCUCCAGCUGUCACUCAGAAUGCACAAGGUGCUGAAAUGAACCCUCGCAAACGGCCACGGAGAGAAGAGGAAUAGUUAGAGUGGUCCAAGAGUUGAAUGUUAAGAAAUCUCUGCUACAGGAAAAGAGCUGCAUAGUCAACAUGCAACCACAGGUAGCCUGAGAGACUUUAAUUUCAGUUCCUGCUCUGGAUGUUACUUUAACAUGAAGACUGCAAUUUGCAAAUUUCUGUCACAGGAAACUCCUUUGUGUAUAGCAUUGUUUUAUUUUUACAAUAAAAUCUAUGUUUUCUAGGACAA